AGCUUCCGUUUUCCUGUACAUUUCUUGGUCUUUAACUCUCCGAUUCUCUCUCCACACACUCAUCUUCGCCUCCCCUUCCAUCUUUUUACGUCCCCCUCCCUCCCUGCGCGCGCGCGCGAGCUCUCUCUCUACAUCUUCUGCCGCUUCAGUCCGUUCCCUCUUUCUUUUCUCCCCCUCUUCGUCACCUCUCGUAUCCGCACUCAUCCUCCUCCUUUCAUUUGCUCGUAUCCUCUCGUCUUUUUUUGUAAUAUCUCCCAGCUCCUCAUCGAUACGAACGCGUUCCUCUCCUCGUCCUUUCCUCGUUUGCUAAAUCCUCUCGUGUUCUCUCUCUCUCUCCGUCCCACCCCCUUCCUCUUUACGUUUCCCCCCUCCCUCCAUACUCGAUUCUCCUCAAUGCUUAAGUCAGUCAAAAGAGAUACGCUGAAGAAAAGAGGGGCGAACGGCGGGCGCUGAGAGAGAGACCGAGAGAAGGAGAGAAGCUGGAGGGAGAGAGGGGAGAGGGGGGAACGGGGGUUUGGAUACAUCUCCACCUGUCUUCUUCUCUCUGCCAUGGACUGCCUCUGCAUAGUGACCACAAAGAUGGACUCCCACCUUGCAUGCUCCUCCUAAACACUAUAUGACCUCAGUCCCAACAGACCUACUGUAUGAGUGAGUCAGAAAGAAAUAUCGGUAUCAGGAUGAAGAGACUCCGCCCCUGGAGCACAGCCCCGCCCACCUGGCUCACAGCAAGAGCGCUGAGAUGCUUCACAUGAGCGAUAAGAACCUGGCUGCCAUGGACACCAUGCACAGUUACGCCCCCCACACACACAUCUCGCCAAUAAAGCCAGUGUUGCUGUCCUCUGGUCAAACCCCUCUCUACACCUCUGCGGUCUCCACACUGGCGAACUCUCCACCAGUAGUGGUGAAUACAGACACACUGGAUGGCUCACCUUAUGUAAACGGAGCAGAAGGAGAGAUUGAAUAUGAAGAGAUCACGUUGGAAAGGGGGAACUCUGGGCUAGGCUUCAGUAUCGCCGGAGGGACUGAUAACCCUCAUGUAGGAGACGACCCCAGCAUCUUCAUCACCAAGAUCAUUCCAGGAGGAGCCGCUGCACAAGAUGGGAGACUCAGAGUAAACGAUAGUAUUCUGUUUGUGAAUGACGUUGAUGUUCGGGAGGUGACCCACAGUCAGGCAGUGGAGGCCCUCAAGGAGGCGGGCGCAAUCGUCAGACUCUAUGUAUUACGCAGGAAACCCAUCGCUGAGAAAGUCACCGAACUCAAGCUCAUCAAAGGGCCGAAAGGGCUAGGCUUCAGUAUAGCGGGUGGUGUCGGAAACCAGCACAUCCCCGGCGACAACAGCAUUUAUGUCACAAAGAUCAUCGAGGGAGGAGCUGCUCAUAAGGACGGACGACUACAGAUUGGUGAUAAGAUACUGGCGGUGAAUAAUGUGUGUUUGGAGGACGUGAUGCAUGAGGACGCGGUGGGGGCGCUGAAGAACACAGCAGAGGUCGUCUACCUCAGAGUGGCAAAGCCAAAUAACCUGUACCUUACCAACAACUACAACCCACCAGACCUCACAAGCAGUGAGUACACAGCACACAGAAAUGCUGAUCAUUUCACAGCGUACUCUCCGCAUCUGGACACGGACCUUGGACAUCCAAACUUCCUGGCCUCGGAUUACCCACAAGCCCUCACUCCCACCUCACCGAGCCGCUUUUCUCCUGUGCUGCAUGGCUUGUUGGGAGAUGACGACUUACCCAGGGACCCGAGACGUGUUGUGAUCCAUAGAGGAUCGACGGGUUUGGGGUUUAAUAUUGUUGGAGGGGAGGAUGGUGAGGGAAUAUUCAUCUCUUUCAUCCUGGCAGGAGGCCCUGCAGACCUGAGCGGAGAACUGCGCAAGGGAGAUCAGAUCUUAAGUGUGAAUGGCGUGGAUCUCCGGGUAGCUACACAUGAACAAGCAGCAGCUGCCUUGAAAAAUGCUGGACAGACUGUAACCAUCAUCGCCCAGUACAGACCAGAAGAGUACAGUCGAUUUGAAGCUAAGAUUCAUGACCUCAGAGAGCAGUUGAUGAACAGCAGUAUGGGCUCUGGUACAACUACAUUACGAAGUAACCCCAAACGAGGAUUUUAUAUCAGGGCUCUGUUUGACUAUGAUAAGACAGCAGACUGUGGUUUCCUGAGUCAGGCCGUGGGCUUUAAGUUUGGAGAUGUGCUGCAUGUUUUGGACUGUGGAGAUGAGGAGUGGUGGCAGGCCUGCAGAGUCAGCCCACAGGGGGAUGAGGAGGAGGUCGGCUUCAUCCCCAGCAAGAGGAGGGUUGAGAGAAAAGAGUGGUCGCGGUUGAAGUCAAAAGAAAGGGACCGAAGUCGAGACAGUACAGGUUCACAGGGAAGGGAAGAGCCCGUACGGAGUUACGAGACAGUCGCACAAGUGGAAGUGCACUACGCGAGGCCGAUCAUUAUUCUGGGCCCGGUGAAGGACAGAGUGAAUGAUGACCUGCUGUCUGAGUUCCCAGACAAGUUUGGCUCUUGUGUCCCCCAUACGACACGACCCAAGCGGGAGUAUGAGGUGGAUGGGCGGGACUACCAUUUUGUGUCGUCGCGGGAACAGAUGGAGAAAGACAUUCAGAACCAUCGUUUCAUUGAGGCGGGCCAGUACAACAGCCACCUGUACGGAACCAGCGUUCAGAGCGUCCGAGAGGUGGCGGAACAGCAGGGAAAGCACUGUAUUCUGGAUGUGUCUGCUAAUGCAGUUCGUAGGCUACAGGCUGCACAGCUUCACCCAAUCGCCAUCUUCGUACGGCCCAAAUCACUGGAGAACGUCCUAGAGAUCAACACACGUUUAACUGAGGAACAAGCCAGGAAAGGUAUGGACCGUGCUAUUAAACUGGAGCAAGAUUUCCUGGAGUGCUUCUCUGCAAUCGUGGAGGGCGACAGCUUCGAGGAGGUUUAUCACAAGGUGAAAACUGUGAUCGAGGAGCAGUCGGGGCCUUAUAUCUGGAUCCCCACCAGGGAGCGUCUGUGAGAGUCCAUCCAGAGCCAAACCACCUCGCCCAGUCACCAUUCGGCCUGCCUGCCCUGGACUGUGGAGCUCCGACUCGAAGAGCUCACGAGAAUCAGACAGAGAGAGAGAGGGAGAGAUGGGAAGAGCGAAAGAGAGGGAGAAGUCACAGAGACACCAGGAAACGAUGGAGUGAAACCGCACAGGAGCUGCCCACACCGCAUCUGCCUCUCUUUUCCUCCUUUUCCUAGCUUUGUAACUUCCUUUUUCUGCUUUUAACUUCCUUUCUCUGUCUUUCUCUCAGUCCUUCUCUGUUUCUUUCCGGCUUUCUCUCUGAAUAACGUCCUCUCACACAGGACUGGUGAGCUGUUUUUACUCUCUCACGAACUGGGAUGCUACAAAGCAAUUUUGUAUAUUGUCAGAUUCCCUCUCGCUCUCUCCGAACUAGACAGGAAGUGGAGAGAGAGAUGAGCGACCGCCUUGGCUUUUACUGGAACGAGACUUUCGAGAGCUAUUCCUGAUUACAGGAGCUCGUUUUACAAUACUAAAGGUGAAUUGAACUGAAUUAUGAAAGUAUAUUUAUCGGUAUCAAUAAUGCGCUGAAAUCUUCAAUAUCAAAGAUAUUAUGACUACUCAGAGACUGACGUUCACCCACAGUUAUCAGCAUCAAGGGCGUUUAAUUCCUUUUACAAAUUUGAAGUGCUCGACGUGUGCUUCCUGAAAUGCAGGAAGCUCUGAGCGGGCAAAACAAAAGGUUUGCCUCAGUCCUUCGAAUGUUCCCCUUAAAUAGUUUGCAGCUAGUUCAUCACAUUGAAUGGAUAAGAAGAAAGGGUUGGAAGGAAAAAGGGAAAGACGCAGAGCGUGACUCUCAUUCUGCACAUGCUUGAUAUUCCCGAGUCUGUUUUCUUUGAUUUUCUCGCGCUUACAUGUAAACAUGCACAUUUAGACACACGCCAACAUGGAUUUUGUAACAUUUGCCUUCUUCUAUCUGGAUCUUCUUGCAAUAGCCUGAUUGAUGUUUUCCUUUGAGCUGGAAUUCAUUUGCUCGGUUGGAUUAUUUCCCUGAGCUCCGCGGCUCUCAAACACAAAGACUCCAGGCUGCUCUUUAAUGUGCAAUAUCGGGCUCUUCCUUAAUCUCCUCAUAAUGUAACGAAUUUUAGCCAUGCUUGGAUCUUGAAGUCAUCGGUAAAUUAUCAAACCGCUUCAAGCCUAAUACUUUCAUCAUUUUUACAUGCCCGUUGGAUUUCGGUUCAGUUUAGAUCACACUUGUGCUGAAAGGCUAUGUUCACACCGCAGCAGCUUUCUGCUCAAAUCCAUUUCGUGUGUGCGAGGUUGACCUUUUAAAUCUGGAACGUAUCAGUCGCCGGUCACCGCUGCUGAAGCCUGAGGACGACCCUGACGUUUUUAUGUAUUGUUUAGAUUAUGAUAAUAUAAUAUCAUUUUUGUUUAUAGAGCCAGUGGCUGUCCUCUGUCUUUUUCACAGCAAAAGUAAAUCAAGCAUUUUAUGAUGAAUGCCAAGUUAAAUUGUUGUAAACUAUCCUGAUUAUAAGGUUUGGCCGGUAAACGUGGUCCGUGCUGGUAGGUGCUGUAAUUACACCACUUUCUGGGCAUCCUUCUCCUUUAAAAGCCAUUCUUAGGGCCAGAUUUACUAACAGCUUGCACCAGCGCAAACCCUCUUUUGGCAUUAAAAAACUACUAAAGACACGCUGUGAGAAAUUAGCACUGAAAAGGUGUGGACACAGUUAUUUUUGCGUCUGACCUUAUUGCAUAUGCAUUUGUAAGAGUUUCCCUUUCAGAUGCAAAAUUUAUGGACGGAGAGUAUUUAAAUUAAUCACACAAGGUGAUUUACUAAGGUUUGCGCUAGUCAACUUACUGGUGUUUGCACCAUUAUUUACCGAUCAAAAAAAAAGCAUGUCUUAAACCAGAUGCUAAUUUGCACUGCUCUUGAUAGAUUGAGUUGGACAUUAUGGCUGCGUCUGUGUUCUUUCAUUUGCAUGUCAUCAGUAGAUCAUGGGCAGAACUUUCCACUCCCAUAUACACUUUUUUUUUUUUUGCACUCUCAUGCUAGUUUGCCAUGUUUAGUGAAUCUGGCCCUAAAUUAGUAGCUUAUUUUGAUGAAAUAGAACUUAAAUCUCAAAGAUUUUAUCAUAUUAUAGUUGAU
Messenger RNA from Megalobrama amblycephala (Wuchang bream), 5138 nucleotides. It is a transcript of the gene dlg4a, whose product is annotated as disks large homolog 4. Gene Ontology annotation, cellular component: postsynaptic density membrane; neuromuscular junction; neuron projection. Gene Ontology annotation, biological process: chemical synaptic transmission; postsynaptic neurotransmitter receptor diffusion trapping; AMPA glutamate receptor clustering. Gene Ontology annotation, molecular function: kinase binding. The transcript has 23 exons. Bases 740 to 3001 code for a protein of 753 amino acids. The record is from RefSeq and is a predicted model, not a curated record. NCBI's taxonomy places the organism in Eukaryota, Metazoa, Chordata, Actinopteri, Cypriniformes, Xenocyprididae.